Molecule: messenger RNA, 1548 nt
Organism: Colletotrichum fioriniae
Lineage: Eukaryota; Fungi; Ascomycota; Sordariomycetes; Glomerellales; Glomerellaceae
Source: RefSeq, a predicted model, not a curated record
AUGGCAGCAAGCAGUGGAAAAGAUCCCGACGCGACGAAACAAUACGCCUGGACCCUUCCUGGGUAUGACAUCCCGGGUUUCCAGCGAGAAUGGCUAGACUCGGCCGCCAAGCUCUUCAAUACCGACGCCUUGGACAUUCUCUUGACAUCUGAAGAGAAGAAGGAGGCUCUAGUGCUGAUCGCCAUUCCCAUCACUAGUUCCUCCUUCGGUAACAAGUGCAGAGCGCAGGCCCUCCACAGAACUGUCAGCCAAGCGCGGGAGAUGGGCCAGGGCAAGCGACCUCCCGCCCGAGUCACAAUUCUUGCAGCUCUCCUCAUCUACACGCUGGAGCCUCCGUCGACUUGGUGGGAAUGGGCGACCAUGCAUCAGCCACUCGGUGUUCUGCGAUAUGUUCGGGACUGUGCUGAUGGCCUCAGCGUUUACUCGUCCGAGGGUAUGUUGAAGGCAGCGUUAGCACAUUCUCCGGCAGCACCAAUCCAAGACCAUUCGGAAAACCUUUUCGUCGUCGACAAGCCUUCAUUGGAGGAGACCAGCGCUAAACCUGCUGAACCUACUCCGCUUGACUCAGACCAUCCAACUUUGCCGGCUUUGAGACCUUGGACACGCUCCAUUACCAAGUUUACGACGCCUUCGCCACCAAGCAAGAAGCGGAAGGCGGAACUCGACUCUCCCCAAAAGAAAGCUGUCCAGAAGAAGAAGACGGCCAGCGCAAAGAAAAUCAGGUUGGCUAUUCCGAAGAAGAACGCCGUCAGUCCGAAGAAGAAGACAGCUAUCCAAAAGAAGAAGGUGACGGCUGAAUCGGGAACCAAAUCUACCACACAGGCAAAGAGCCCCAAGACUGGAGAAGCUGGAGCUUCGAAACAACAACAGCCGAUUGACAAUGUCUUACUGGCCAGAUACAUGAAGAGCACCCCCAUGCUUGACAGAAUUGCGGAUUACGAUGACGAAUCGGUGCGUCGAGUUGCUCUUGCCAGUUUUCUCAAAGACUUGAAGAGCUCUGGUUGGGAUGACUUGGAGAAGUGUACCUGGCAGCUCAUCCAGGAUGGCGACUAUGAGUCUCGCGCGUUUCUCGCCGAGGCCAUAAUGAACAACGUCUAUCAGCGCAUGAAUGAGUCUGUCGAAGACGUUCCGCAGCCCGCGCAGAUUGAAGAGCCCACACAGCAGCCCGUGCGACAGCCCGCGGAGGCCAAGCAGCCCGCACAACCCAGUCUGGAUGAGCAACCUACGGAUACACCAACGAAGCGGAGAAGCCGGUCCAGGCCCAAGCAGGCGAAGCGAUCGACACGGACCAAGAAGUGUACCACAGAGACGGAGCAGCCCACAAUGAACACGUUGAAUGAGUAUAACACACCUACGAAGCAGGCAAGCCGGCCUUUCAGAUUGUCUUCCAGCAGCCGUUUGUCUGAUGACGUUUUCAACGAUAAUUCUCCUGUAUCCGCCGCCUCACCAGCCACGGGUCUGCGGCAUCCGAAUUUGGCUUCCCCGCCUCGCUGCAACAUUCGAGGAGUUAUAUUUAAACGAGUGAAGUCGAAGGAUACUCAGACUUGA